Messenger RNA from Brassica oleracea var. oleracea, 531 nucleotides. RefSeq lists its product as uncharacterized. Lineage: Eukaryota; Viridiplantae; Streptophyta; Magnoliopsida; Brassicales; Brassicaceae. The transcript has 3 exons. Gene Ontology annotation, molecular function: ATPase inhibitor activity. The coding region runs from base 63 to 332 and encodes 89 amino acids. The record is from RefSeq and is a predicted model, not a curated record. Gene Ontology annotation, biological process: negative regulation of ATP-dependent activity. Gene Ontology annotation, cellular component: mitochondrion.
CUCUCCUUCUCUGCAUAAGACAAUAAACCAUAUUUGGAGAAAAAUCAAAGUGAUUAGCAAAGAUGUCUUCAGCUCGUUAUGCGAUCACACGGCUAGGUUUGGCUCGAUCCUUAGGGGAGAGUCAGGUUGGUGCAUCUCGUUCCGUUGGAUCGGUUCGGUGCUUCAGCGACGACAAAGGUCGUGUGCUUAGCGAUGAGGAACGCGCCAAAGAGACUAUUUACAUCCAGAAAAUGGAGAAGGAGAUACUUGAGAGGAAGAAGAAACUCGAGCAACAGAAGCCAGAUAGUGAGAAAGGAAGUGCAGGAAAGAAGCCAGAGGAUAAGAAGCCAUGAGUUCAUCAUCGGCGUUAACAUGUGGUCACAAGGCAAGCAAAAAAAAUGAAGAAUAAAGCCUUUGACAGUUUGACCUUUGUCCUCUUGGUUUGAGACUUUGUACUUGUCACCCUCCUGAUGUAUGUUUGUUUCGUGUGUGUUCUAAAGAAAUCAAGUUUGAGACUGAAAACAUAAAUGACUGCCUCAGUUUGAAAAACAA